AUGUCUAGCUGGGCGGGACAGCCCUCCAUUAGGGGGAGCUCAGAGGCCAUGCGAAUGGUGCUCUUGACCUUCAAUACUCUUGGUAUCACCUUCACAUGGGGAAUUGAGAUGACCUAUUGUACACCAUACCUAUUGAAUCUCGGCCUCACAAAGAGCAACACCUCGCUGGUAUGGAUCGCAGGGCCAUUAUCGGGCCUCGUAGUUCAGCCUAUUGUGGGAGCUAUCGCGGACGAAUCCAAGUCGAAAUGGGGCAGGCGGCGACCAUUCAUCGUGAUAGGGUCAAUUAUCGUCGCAAUUAGCCUGCUGACCUUGGGAUUCACAAAAGAGAUUGUCGAGAUGUUUGUUUCGGACAAGGAGACUGCGCGAAUCUUCACAAUCAUCCUCGCAGUGGUGGCCAUCUACUUUGUGGAUUUUGCCAUCAAUGCUGUCAUGUCUUGCGCAAGAAGCCUGAUCGUCGAUACUCUUCCCAUUGAGAAGCAACAGACUGGCGCCGCGUGGUCUAGCAGAAUGUCCGCGAUUGGACACAUGCUGGGCUAUGGAGCCGGUGCCAUCGACCUGGUCGGCAUAUUUGGAAAGACAAUGGGUGAUUCGCAAUUCAAGCAGCUCACGCUCAUCGCCACGUUCUUGAUGCUCUUCUCUUCCGGAGUCACCUGCUGGGCUGUCACUGAGCGGGUCUUGGUGUCGACCAGACACGACCCCCGCAAAGCCACUGGGCGGUUCAAGGUCUUCCGCCAAAUUUGGUCGACGCUGCUCCACCUUCCCCCUCGGAUUCAGGCCAUCUGUUGGGCCCAGUUCUGGUCCUGGAUCGGCUGGUUCCCGUUCUUGUUCUACAGCACCACCUGGGUUGGCGAAACGUACUUUCGAUACGACGCUCCAGUAGAGGGCAAAGACUCCAAAGAUGCUCUUGGCGACAUUGGCCGCAUCGGUAGUUUGGCGCUGGUCAUCUACUCGACCAUUACCUUCAUAGGCGCCUGGCUCCUACCCAUGGUUGUCAAAUCGCCAGACGAUGACAACUUUACGGCUCGGCCGCCCCAAGCCAUUGCGCCAUUCCUCGAAAGAUUCAACAAGAACAAGCCCGAUCUCAUGACCGCCUGGAUAUGUGGCCAUCUCAUGUUCGCCGCGGCCAUGUUCCUGGCCCCUUUUGCGCAAAGCUUUCGCUUCGCAACCUUCCUCGUCGCCUUCUGCGGCUUAUCGUGGACGAUCGCCAUGUGGGCGCCGACGACCUUCCUCGGCGUAGAGGUAAACAAGCUCAGUGGCGCCCGCGAAGGAGGGAGCGGGACAGCAGCCUACCGCCGCCUUUCAAACGACUCCAACAUUGAGCUGCCCACGCUCGGCCAGGACCAACCACUCCAUCUGGAACACGGCCCUGACGAGGGUGGCCAGCAGACGACGUCAUCUACGGGCGAGCUGUCGGGCAUCUACUUUGGCAUACUCAAUAUCUACACGACCCUGCCGCAGUUUAUCGGAACCUUUAUAAGCACAAUUGUCUUCACCAUCCUAGAGCCAGGCAAGAGCCCCGAGUUGUCAGACGCACCCGAACACGAGCAGCACAACACCGACGGUCCCAAUGCUAUUGCUGUGUGUCUCUUCAUCGGUGCCAUUUGUGCGGUAGUGGCCGCGUUCGCCACGCGAAAGCUCAAGUAUCUCUGA
This is a messenger RNA of Colletotrichum acutatum, 1650 nucleotides long. Its product is annotated as sucrose transporter. NCBI's taxonomy places the organism in Eukaryota, Fungi, Ascomycota, Sordariomycetes, Glomerellales, Glomerellaceae. Gene Ontology annotation, molecular function: sucrose:proton symporter activity. Bases 1 to 1650 code for a protein of 549 amino acids. The record is from RefSeq and is a predicted model, not a curated record. The transcript has 5 exons. Gene Ontology annotation, cellular component: plasma membrane.